Gamsiella multidivaricata is the source of this 1207-nucleotide messenger RNA. RefSeq names its product S-adenosyl-L-methionine-dependent methyltransferase. Bases 65 to 1090 code for a protein of 341 amino acids. Gene Ontology annotation, molecular function: mitochondrial transcription factor activity; rRNA (adenine-N6,N6-)-dimethyltransferase activity. The transcript has 5 exons. Gene Ontology annotation, cellular component: mitochondrial matrix. The record is from RefSeq and is a predicted model, not a curated record. Gene Ontology annotation, biological process: transcription initiation at mitochondrial promoter; rRNA methylation. NCBI's taxonomy places the organism in Eukaryota, Fungi, Mortierellomycota, Mortierellomycetes, Mortierellales, Mortierellaceae.
AAUCGACAAACUGCGCUUUGCCCAAAACCGUCUUUAUUUUUUUAUUUUUUUCCCUGCUCACGACAUGAUUCCAAAGAAACUACCACCACUUCCACCGAUUCGUGAUCUGAUCAGGGUCUACGGCCUCUCUGCGAAUCAAAGGUUUUCUCAAAACUUCAUUCUCGACAAGAAUGUCACAGAUACCAUUGCUCAGCAUGCUAAAAUCUCAGAGAAGGAUGAUCUGGUUGUCGAGGUCGGCCCUGGUCCUGGGCUGUUAACACGAUCGAUUCUGGAUGCUGGCGCAAGGCGAGUCGUCGUCGUCGAAAAAGAUUCUCGGUUCCUGCCGCCAUUACAACAAUUAUCAGAGGCAUCGGAUCAGCGUCUGGGCAUCAUCAUGGGUGACAUGUUGCAACUGAACCAUUUCGAUAUCCUUAAAGCAGGUCUCGCCAUACCCUCUGCACCCUCUCAAAUUUCGUCCGCCAUUGAAUCGAUGCAGGAUCCGGCACAAAAUCAUAGAGAAUUCACAGGCAUGGGUAUGAACGAUCGAGAAGCAACGAUUCGACUGCUUGGCAACUUACCUUUUGGAGUUGCGUCUCCGUUACUGAUCCAAUGGCUCAAGAUGAUGGCUCUUCGGCAGGGAAUCUUCCAGAACAAUAACAAGGUCUCGAUGACGCUCAUGUUCCAGAAGGAGGUCGCAGAGGGCAUUGUGGCCCCACCGAGUCAUCACCAGAGAAGCCGGUUGUCGGUUAUGGCGCAGGCGCUGUGUGAUGUGAAGAUAGCUUACAAGGUGUCGGCGAGCGUCUUUGUCCCGAAGCCCAAGGUCGACGCGGCGGUAGUACAUUUUGAGAGAAAGGCAGAGCCUUUGGUCUCAGGAUCAUUAGAGAAACUGGAGGAUGUUGCGAGAUACUACUUCAACAAAAGGAGGAAGACGAUGGGACACAAUACGAACAGGAUGGCGAGACUUGCACCGGAAGUGAAGCUGAUUCUGGACGAAUGGAUCACUGAGGGCGGUUGGGAUAUGAAUAUGCGAACAGAGGACGUGAGCACGGAACAAUUUUGUGCGCUCGCUCGAAAGCUGGAUCGGGCGCAGUUGAAGAUUCCCCUGACAUAAAACCCCAUAAGAGGAAAAAAAUAAACCAGCCCCGUAUAAAAUUCGUCCGUUUCAUUUUACGGAGGAUUCGUCCCUGCUUGGACUUAGCUCAGGGCUGAUCAACUCUUCGCCCUCUUC